This is a messenger RNA of Pyrus x bretschneideri (Chinese white pear), 2929 nucleotides long. RefSeq lists its product as uncharacterized. The transcript is spliced from 15 exons. Gene Ontology annotation, biological process: RNA polymerase III preinitiation complex assembly. Gene Ontology annotation, cellular component: transcription factor TFIIIB complex. NCBI's taxonomy places the organism in Eukaryota, Viridiplantae, Streptophyta, Magnoliopsida, Rosales, Rosaceae. The coding region runs from base 468 to 2606 and encodes 712 amino acids. Gene Ontology annotation, molecular function: TFIIIC-class transcription factor complex binding. The record is from RefSeq and is a predicted model, not a curated record.
UCCCCUCCCUCUCCUCUCUCCUUGGGCGAACAGUGUCGCACCUCUGCUCUUCAAAUUUACGGCGCCGUGCGGCACUGGCGAGGUCGCCACCGACUUGGCUCUCCUCCUCGUCGGCCGGCCUUCAAAGGGCAGGUCACCCUGUCACCCGCCACCCAGUUAGGCAGAUCGAAAUCGGGAAGUCUCACACCACCGCCGGUUUCGAGCCCUUUUCCGGACCCUAGGUAUAAAAGUUCUUGUUUCCAAUUUAGAGCUCCGGACCGUUUCACUCUCUCUCCCUCUCUCUACUCGCACUGUGUGUGAGCAUAUCGUUUUUCAAAUUCUCCCUUUCUUCGAUUCGGUCGUCAAAUGUACUCUGUUGCGAUCAUCGUCGACUCUCUCUCAGUGGAAUCUCUGCUCUUCGCUCUUCCAAGCUCAGUUCGUUUUCUUCCCUUACCUUAUUUAAAGACAAGGCUUCUGCUAUAAUUGAAAUGUCGGAUUGGGACGAUGUUUUUCUUGCGCCUGCUGGUGUCCCUGCUCGUGCUGGUGGCCGAUUUCGACCCAAGGCAAAGCCACGGCCUAGCAGGGUAGCAUCUACAGCAGCUGCCCCUGCUCUUCCGAUUGUCAUAACAGAAAUACCUGUAACAUUAUCUACCACCAUCUCAGAUAGUGUUCCAUCUGUUGAUGUUGGAGACAGUAAACUAACAGAUCAAGUUGGGAGCAUAGAGUCAUCAGAAAACAAUGUGAUUCCAUUGUCUGAUGGCAAGAAGGACACCGGAUCUUGCGAAUCAACUGCAGACGUUGCAGGUUCUGAUGGAAAAGCAUCGGGGGAGAAUGCAGACAUAUUCUCUGGAUUGGAAUGUCUUGAUGAUUCUAUCAGUCAAACGACAAGGGGUACAGCAGAGAUUGCUGUCAAUAAGUCCGGUGAUAAGGAUGAUACGGGUACCAAACCAGAAGCUGAAACUUGUUCUGAUUAUUGUACAACCCAAGAUCCAAUGUCCUGCAGAGAAGUUUCCAUCUCUAACAAACAGGGUGAAAUGCAGUUAGAACCUGAGUGUCAGGUAGAUGGGGCUUUCUCUGACUUUGAAGUUCUAGAUGUUGGGUCUGAUGUAGCCAUUUCAUCCGAACGACAUGCUGGCAAACAUCAACCCAAGCUCAAAGUUAAAAAAGGAAAGGAGAAUAUUCACAUCCCUUGCUCUGAAGUUGAGCCUAACAUGGGUUUACAAGCUGGACAUUUGGUACAUUUUGAAACUUGUGACAUGAAUGACAGCUCGCUUCCUGCCUUCCCUACUGGACAUGUUAUUGAUCACCCGUCUCCAAGGCUUGGUGAUUCUAGCACCCUGAAUCCAACCUCUGAUUCCCAAGUGAAUACAGAAAACCUGGCUGAAACUAACCACUCGGAUGGUGCCAUUUUGGGGGAUGCUGUGCAUUCAGAAGAUGUUGGUGGAACACCUGAAAAAGUGGGUCGUAAGAGUAGAAAUAGAAACACUUCUACUACAUCAGAUCUUCCUCAGAAGCGCAAAUCUUCUGCAACCGAGAAGGCUGAAGGUGAGACAUCAUCCAGGCAGCUGAGGAAGCGGGUACCUCAUAAACAAGUUGAUGAGCUGGCAGAUGAGGCUAACGAUGACAGCUUCACUGCUGAACCUUCUAGUGAUUCUAAGAUCAAUGAAGAUGAGGAUAAUAUUGAUGAAUAUAGGGAGCAUAAGACAUCGCAGAGGAAAAGCGCCCCCAGAAAAUCCAAGAAACCUGUAUCUGGAAAAGAACCAGUUCAAAAGCAUAAGAAGACCAAGGAAGCAUCUGAUCAGUCAACCAAAGACGCUUCCAAAAAGUUCUCCCAUUCAACUCGUAGAAACAGAAGACAAGUGGACAAGUCUUUGCUUGAAAUCCCAGAGGAGGAAUUUGACCCCUAUAAAUUAUCUCUUAAGGAUCUCAUUCGUCUAGCAGAGCAUAAGGAGCUGUUAAAGAUUAAGGAGGCAAGAAAAUUGACAACUCAACAGCCCGAUGAAAGUACGAACAGUGAUUCUCAUAAGGAAGGUUCUCACAAUGAAGAGUUCUAUCCUUCAGAACAUGGCACUGAUGAAAACCAAGCAACUUAUCAUGUUAAUUCCUCUCUCCUCAAUUACCAAACUUACAUGGACAAAGCACCGACUGCAAGAUGGUCUAAGCAGGACACAGAACUGUUCUAUGAGGCUAUUCAGCAGUGUGGAUCAGAUUUUACUAUGAUUCAAGAACUUUAUUUUCCUGGUCGAACGCGUCAUCAAGUCAAGUUAAAAUUCAAGAAGGAAGAGCGUCAACAUCCAUUACGCAUCUCAGAAGCCGUACUAAGUCGCUCGACUCAUUCCACAGAUCAUUCCCAAUUUACUUCAUAUAUUGAGAAGCUGCAACAAGCUGCUCAGGCAAACAAGGAAUCUAAUGCGGAUGAGUCAGUUGACUUGACUGGCAAGAAGGAAGGACUAAGAGAGCAGACUCGGGAUACUGAUGAGGGAAUGGAGAAACCCGAGUCGGAAGAAGUUCAAGAUCAGGAAGCUGAUGUUGCUGAAGUUCAAGAUCAAGAAGCUGUUGCUGCUGAAGUUAACAAUCCCUUGAAGUCCGAUGAAAUUGACGAAGAAGAUUUUACAUGGUCCGACUAACAAGUGAGGAGUUUUACUUUUCUCUCCCUUAUUUUUUCUCUAGCCAUUGAUGAGUCACUUCCAACGAGAAGAUAAUGUCCUAACAAAAUUUAAGGAUAUUCAAAACUUGUUAUUGAGAGUGGACUAUGGAGCGUGUGGAGAUAAAAACGAAUACAUUACAUCAAGAAGCCAACGUCGUUGCAGCUCAAGUUCAACUGGCAAGAAUGGGAUAUCAGAUACCUGAGCCCCCAAAAUCUGGGCACAAAAAUAGUGUUGCAACAAAUUUUUGUAUGUAAGUUUGUAAUAUUGGUUGUUAUUUAAAUAUUGAUUGCUCUCGUAUCUAA